This is a messenger RNA of Canis lupus familiaris (dog), 4585 nucleotides long. Its product is annotated as zinc finger protein 688-like. NCBI's taxonomy places the organism in Eukaryota, Metazoa, Chordata, Mammalia, Carnivora, Canidae. Bases 324 to 1850 code for a protein of 508 amino acids. The transcript is spliced from 3 exons. The record is from RefSeq and is a predicted model, not a curated record. Gene Ontology annotation, biological process: regulation of DNA-templated transcription.
AAGCCUGGCGGCGCCAUUAUCCUUGAGGGCGAGCGAAGGGUUUCGAGCCCGGGUGCAGCGGAGGGGUUGGUGGGCGUCUCCUGUGCUUCCACCGUGGCCGCAGGCAUCUUCCGGUGCUCUAACCCAGGUCCAUGAAGGACCCGUAAGAUUAACUCCGGAGGCGUUUGCCACGGCCCCACGAGAGGCUGGUCCUGGUGCCCUUCGGGCCUCCGGGGCGGCGCUGUGAGCCCGAGCACCGGCCGGGUUGGGCCACGCGGCUUCCAGAACCCCGGACCCGCCGGCGAACCGAGGUGGGGUGGGGGAGGGAGGAAAGCGUUGGACCCAUGGUGCCACCCUGGGGCCCGCGCCUCGCCGGCAGGCAGGCAAAAACCCAAUCUGGGCGAGGGAGGCCCGGCGCCGUGAGCUUCGCGGACGUGGCCGUGUACUUCUCCCCGGAGGAGUGGGGCUGCCUGCGGCCCGCGCAGAGGGCCCUGUACCGGGACGUGAUGCGGGAGACCUACGGCCACCUGGGCGCGCUCGGAUUCGCAGACGCCAAACCCGUUCUCAUCGCCUGGCUGGAAAGAAAGGCGGAGGUGUGGACCCCGGAGGCCGAGGAUCCCGAGGAGGGGGCCAGGCACCCAGGAUCUGGGAUAGAAAGCAAGAAAAAGAAGAAUGAACCCAGCAGCAAAAUAGCGGCCAAGGAGCUUGAGCAUGCCCCUGUGAAGAAUGGGCCACCAGUAGAGGCCAGGCUGGUCCCUAGUUCCAGGGACUACAACUAUCCAUUGCCUCAGGUGUCCAAAGACAUGGGACACCAGUGCACUGAGACUCCCAAGAGGCCCUACCCCUGCCUGGAAUGCAACCGUUCUUUCAGCUACCCUUCCCUCCUAGCCAGCCACCAGCGGGUCCAUUCUGGGGAGAGGCCCUUCCCCUGUGGCCAGUGUGGACGUUGCUUCCGCCAAAGAGGCAAUCUGGUUGUCCAUAUGCGCAUACAUACAGGGGAGAAGCCCUUCUCCUGCCCAGACUGUGGGAGGCUCUUUGCCUAUCCCUCGAUGCUGGUCAGACAUCGGCGAAUCCACUCUGGAGACCGCCCAUAUGUCUGUGGGCUGUGUGGGGUUCAGUUCUCCCAGAGGGCUCACCUCGUCCAGCAUCAGCUGCUUCAUACAGGGGACAAGCCUUAUUCAUGUCCAGAUUGUGGCCGCUGCUUCCGCCAGACUGGGGCACUGGCCAUCCAUAGACACAGACAUGGUGGGGAGAAGCCAUACGUGUGUAUGGAGUGUGGACGCCACUUUACACACCCUUCCCUCUUGGCUAUCCACCAGCGCACCCAUACUAGGAAGAAGCCCCAUAUCUGUUCUGAUUGUGGUCGGGGCUUUGCCUACCCCUCCCUCCUGACCAAUCACCAGCGAGUCCACUCUGGUGAGCGCCCCUACCCUUGUCCCCAUUGCAGUGCCCGCUUCGCCCAGCAAAAUAACCUGCUCCAGCAUCAGCUCAUUCACACAGGUGAAAAGCCCCAUGAAUGCCCUGAUUGUGGCCGCUGCUUCCGGCAAAGCGGAUCUCUGGCUAUUCACAGGCGCACACAUACAGGAGAGAAACCCUACUCCUGCCCCGAGUGUGGGCACCAAUUUACCUCUUCCUGUGUCCUCAACAGCCACAGGCGCAGCCAUUCUGUUGAGAGGCCCUUCCCUUGUUCCCAGUGUGGGAAGACCUUUAAACGAAAGAGUGCCCUGGAAGCCCAUCAAUGGAUCCAUCGUACAGGUGGGACAAGUCAUAAGGGUGACAGACCUCUGUUACAACCCCCAGCCCAGGCUUCUGUUCCUGAGGGUCAGGAACCAUCAGUACACUUCCAGCAUUUUCCUGACAUGUUCCAGUAGUGGGAAUGACAGACUUAAGCAGCCACUAGCAACAAAUGUUUUAAGAGUCUCCCUCAUCAAGUGUUGGGAAGGAAGUGCACAGAGGGCAAGGGAUAGGAGAGGAAAGAAAAAAGGGAUCAAAAUGGGGAGGUGGGGGCUAAUCUAUGUCUGGAAUCUAUGAGAUAUGGGAGGUGAGAGGGAGGACAUCCAGAGUGAAGAACCUGCCAGGAAAAGCAUGAGACUCCUCCAGUCUCCUCCCAGCCCUGACUGCUGACCUCAGACCUUUCGGCUCUGGGUUUCCCCUCACUCUAGAUCUCAGGAGAACAUAUCACAGCUUGGACCAAGGGCCAUAGUGUAAGAGGAGGAUCAUAGACUUUGAAUCAGUUUAUCCCAUGUUCAAUCUUGGCUCAUCUCUUGCAUCCUCAACAUCUGACUAUAAAAUGAAUACAUUAAUACUAGGUGGUUGUGAGGAUUAAAUAAUAUAUAGUCAGUCAAAACUGUCUAGUACAAUACUUUUCACUUGUGUAUAUCCUUCCAAGCUUUGCACCUGCAGAAUUGUUUGAAUACUGAGGACACCCUUACCUAAUUACUCCUGCUGAAUACAACUGCUGUUAAUGUAAAUUUUCUAGCUCUUUUACAUGAUUCAAUAAGUUACAAACUAAUAUUCUGCCUAUUUUUUUUCCCCUGGUACUCACAAUGCUUAUCUUUUCUGGUGCUCAACUCAGGUCUCAUAAUUCCCUGGAAUGUGUCACUGUGGCUUAGGCACCCAGACCUUUGCUUAUAUAUCAUGUGUCUACCUCCUGUUUUUUUUUUUUAAUGUUUUAUUUAUUUAUUCAUCAGAGACCCACACAAAGAGGCAGAGACAUACGCAGAGGGAGAGGCAGGCUCCCUAUGGGAGUCUGAUGCAGGACUUGAUCCCAGGAUUCCGGGAUCAUGCCCUGAGCCAAAGGCAGAUGCUCAACCACUGAGCCACCCAGGUACCCUGUACCUCCCCGGGUUGUAAGCACCACUGAGAACAGACCCGCUUAGAGCAACCUCUUUUCAGUCCCCAGCAUUAUGUUUGCAGAUGCCGCGCGUUUAAUUAUCAUCAGCCCAAGGGAGCUGCAGGCGAUGGGACUAAGCCUUGGGUCACACCCAGCGGAGACCUGGGAAUCUGGAAGGCCGUGGAGAGCAACUUGGCCUCCGUGGCCGGGGAGACUGUUUAGCUCCCUGCUCUGUACCCAGCUCCCGGAGCUGAGCUCAACUGGGGCGCUCAAGGCGAGCGGAAACGUCGUCCAAGUCCGAGGGCACAGCCGGCAGAGAGCCCACCCCCGUCCCCGGGCGAUGCAGACGGGGCUCUGGCGAGGCCCGGCCGAGCCCGCGGGGGAAGAGGAGCGGUGCUCUGGGCCCUCGGGCCUCCCGCCGGGCCGCGCCAGCGCGCGGGGAACGGAGCAGGUGCUCGGCCAGGAGCAUCCCGGGCUCGCCAGGCCUUCGGGAAGGAGGCCGGCUCGCACGCUGCCGCCCGCUUCCCUCCAACCGAGCGAUUCCGCGCGACCCAAUCAGAACGCCGGCUCCCGGCUUCCUGGCCCGCGCCGCCCAAUGAUGGUGCGCGGGAGGGAGAAGGGCGUGAAGCCCGGCGGCGCCAUUAUCCUUGAGGGCUAAGGGUUUAAGGUCCCGGCGCUAGGCCCUGGGCUCUCUGCAGGGACGCGAAGCGGCGAACCCAGGACCACCUGGGAGUGACCUAAAAGUCCCAGCCCUCCCCUUCUCCGCAUUUUAGAAAGAGGGGGCACCUUCGGCAUCGGCCCGGAUGUGCCCAGUGCCUGUUGUUGGGGAGGGUCCCCUCCACUCUAGCUCACGAGGCUGCACCCCACUUCCCCUAGUCUAGGCUCCAUCCUCUCACCCCGCCCGCCAUUGGCCCCUGUGCUUGGGAUCGCUGGCCUCAAACCCGCCCUCAUCUAGCAAUGCAAAAAGGAGGUGUGGAGGGGAUGAGGCACCCAGGAUCUGGGAUAGGUGAAGAAAGCGGGGCUGAGCUGGACUGGAGCCUCUCUUGGGAGCCAGCAGGGCAGGCCCUUUGUCCUGUCAGCUACACCUACACCCCUCUCUUUAAAUACCAAUAUUCCAGGGCAACCUGGGUGGUUCAGUGGUUUGGCGUCUGCAUUAGGCUCAGGGCGUGAUCCUGGGGACCCAGCAUUGAGUCCGGCGUUGGGCUUCCCUUGAGGAGCCUGCUUCUCCCUCUACCUGUGUCUGCCUCUCUGUUUCUCAUGAACAAAUAAAUAAAAUCUUAAAGAAAAAAAGGCCAAUAUUCCUAAGAAUCUGAUGAACCUUCUCUUCUAAAGUUCUCUGUCCCAGACCUGGAGGCUCUUUGCCUUCAAGGGUAGUGGGUCCCCCUGGUACCAACUGGGGAAACAGUCGAGGAUUGAGAUCUUUGCCUUCUUUCCUCUGAGUACUUAGAUUAUUGCUUCCAUUAGAGUUUUCCUCGAUUGUGGGAAUGUUUUAUCUGUGCUGUAGAACACAGAAGCCACUAGCUACAUGUGGUCAUUUAGUGCUUGAAAUACAGCUAGUGUGCCCAAGGAAGUGAAUUUUUCAUUUUAAUUAACUUAAGCCUAGGGAUGCCUGGGUGGCUAGGAGGUUGAGCAGCUACCUUGGCUCAGAGCACCAUCCCUGAGUCCCAGGAUCAAGUCCUGAAUCAGGCUUCCUGCACGGAGCCUGCUUCUCCCUCUGUCUAUGCCUCUGCCUCUCUCUGUGUGUCUCAUGAAUAAAAUCUUUUUAAAAAUUAA